This is a messenger RNA of Capronia coronata CBS 617.96, 1344 nucleotides long. RefSeq lists its product as uncharacterized. NCBI's taxonomy places the organism in Eukaryota, Fungi, Ascomycota, Eurotiomycetes, Chaetothyriales, Herpotrichiellaceae. The transcript has a single exon. The record is from RefSeq and is a predicted model, not a curated record. Gene Ontology annotation, molecular function: phosphoprotein phosphatase activity. Bases 1 to 1344 code for a protein of 447 amino acids.
AUGUCGGAUGGAGCCCGUGAAAGACAGAUUGUGCAACAAUCACGGCAUGCAUUGGGCCAGACCACUCCUCAAGCCACAGUAUCUCUAUAUCCAAUCCGACAUAGACGGGUCGAGCAGAUCGCGCCAUACAGCACCACAGCGCCGCAAGAUAUACCUGUUCAAUCAAUUGAGACUGGUGCUGCUUCUCCGAAUUCGCUCGAGUCUCCAGCCGGUCCAACACGCAAGGUUGUGGCUCGCCGCAGCCGCACACGUACCGCCACCCCUGAACCGCCACCUGUACCAAGUGCCAGCGCGGAGUACAAACGAAAAGCCGGCUUACCACCUGCACGCAGGCAGACACCUCAAAAGCUCUUGGUUGUGCUUGAUCUCAACGGGACACUCCUCGUCAGACCGAACCGGCGGCAACCCACAAAGUUCAAGAUCAGACCAGGCGUCACACAGUUGCUGGAUUAUCUAUUUGACAACCAUGUUGUCAUGGUCUAUUCCUCGGCCCGACCGGAGAAUGCAGCGGGCAUGGUGGCAAACCUAAUCCACCCAAAGCAGCGGCAGCUGAUGGCAGGCGUGUGGGCCAGGGACAAGCUAGACUUGAACAAGGCACAGUACAACAGCAAGGUUCAGGUGUACAAGAAACUGCACAAGAUCUGGGCGGACCGCAGCAUCCAAGCAAAAGCGGAGCCUGGUCGCAAGUGGGAUCAGAGCAAUACAAUUCUCGUGGACGACAGUCAGUUGAAAGCGCUUGCUCAGCCGCACAACUUGCUGCAAGUCCCGGAGUUCGAAGACAAUGCUCCCCGAGAAGGCGGCGUCGCCCUACGAGACUGGCAGCUGAAGGAACAGGCGAUCCUCCAGUCUUUGGAGCAGAAGCUCGAGGAACUCAAAUGGCAAGUCGACGUGUCGAGGCUGAUCCGAGACUGGCAGACCGGAAAGCAACACGCGCCAGGCGUUGUUGAUGAGACGGUCGAUCAGAAGACCCAUCAGAGCCUUCAACACCGAGAACCUCUCAGUCCUACGCCGAGCGUCGGUCAACCGGACACUUCUCGGCAGUAUUGGCAGAGUCCGUCGCAAUCCGUUGGUCUGGAAACCAACCCGACCGAAACCGAGACAUCUUCUGAUGCGGAUGGCGGGGUCGAGGCUCAAAACAAAUCCGUUCUCGAUGCGUUGGAGGAGGAGAUAGAUCGCAGUCUACAAGUCGAGCACGCGGAUGCGAAGGAUCAGCGGCGCAGUGAGUCGCCCAUCGACGAGAAUGUUUGGAAAGAGAUUCUGAGUGGCGGCCAAAAGGAUGAUAGGCAGAGGAAUAAAGGCUCGCUCGGCAAUGUCCCCCCUACACCGGAGAGCAUGGCUGCUUGA